This is a messenger RNA of Peronospora matthiolae, 990 nucleotides long. The record is from the annotation of a GenBank genome assembly. NCBI's taxonomy places the organism in Eukaryota, Oomycota, Peronosporomycetes, Peronosporales, Peronosporaceae.
AUGGAGAUCAAGAACGACCGUAAGACGGGAAUGGUGACUGUGCAACAAACCAAGUUUCUCAAGUCCGUGUUAACCAAGUUCGGAAUGGAUAACAGCAAGCCAGUGAAGACGCCUCAAGAUCCCGGCCUGAAGCUAACCAAGAACAUGUGUGAACAAGAAUGCAAGCACGAAGACACCAUGUGCAACGUGCCAUAUCGAAGUGCUGUCGGAGGCAUCAUGUAUCUCAUGGUCGCCACACGUCCGGAUCUAGCUGCUGCAGUGGGAUCAUUAUCCCAGUUCUCGUCCGACCCAUGCCCGACUCACUGGCAAGCUUUGAAGCGUGUGCUGAGAUACCUGCAAGCAACGCCCAAUCAUGGUCUUGAGUUUACACGUGAAGAAGGAAGCCGUAUCUGCGGGUACACCGACGCAGACUGGGCCGGCGACAUUGAGUCAAGACGAAGUACAAGCGGCUAUGUGUUCAUGAUGAGCGGAGGAUGCAUCAGCUGGAAAAGCCAGAAACAACGGACGGUCGCGCUAUCUUCAACAGAAGCAGAAUACAUGGCGCUUUCCGAAGCAACCAAAGAAGCAGUAUGGCUCAAGGUGCUUUUGGGGGAACUUGGUGAGAUGACAAGCGACGAAGCGAUCAAGAUGUAUGAAGACAACCAAGGAUCAAUCGCUCUCGCCAAGAACCCGGAGUUCCAUAAGAGAACAAAGCACAUCGACAUACGCUACCAUUUUGUGCGUGAGAAGGUGGAAUCAGGUGAAGUCGUUUUGGAGUAUUGCCCGACUCAAGAUAUGCUGGCAGACAUGAUGACCAAGCCGAUCGCCGCUGUACAAUUUGAAAACAUUCGCGAUCGACUUGGGAUCCAAGGUGCCGCAGCUAACGAGUCGAGAGGGAGUGUUGAAAAGACAGCGGCUGUGAAGAAGACACCUCGUCAAGCUGCGUCAAGUGUUGAAGCAAGUGGAAGACCAAGCUUCGCUAUACCGGUGGGUACCGGUAUGUACCAGUAA